GACCCUCCCGAGAGCACUCACGGCAUGGCCAGUUAACUCUCUGUUCGCAUCACCGUUUGCACUCCAACUUUAAACUACGUUCAUCAACAUUUGUCGGUAAAUCAAUGCACUAGACCCUCUGUUGUCCGUCAUCACAGCGCAACCCCAUCUCCAAAAAAACUCUCGUUGCUCCCUGACGUGAACGCGCUCGGCCGGAACCCCACUGCCCCGCUCCCUCCCUCCUCUCCACCAACACGCGCGUGCACGCGCUCUUGCAAGGCUGCGAUUGAGCCAAGAGCGUAGUACUUGAACCAAGCGAUCCAAACCGGAGAACAGCAAGGGGAAAAAGGGAACGAAAACUAUCCAGUAGCAACGGCAAAACAGCGGCUUUGAAUUGGAUACAGAUUGUUUUGAAUGUUUUUAGCAACAGUGUUGCUGUUAGUCGGGACUGGAGGAAGAAGAGGAUUACAUUGUUGGCCGUUUUGUUCUUUCUUCUUGUGGUGGGUUUGGAGCGCUGCACAGGAUAGUCAAAAAGAUCUGCACGGGGCGAUACGCGAGAAAACAUUUCUGCGUUUCUAUAGAGAGAGAACAGAUGACCCUUUUGUAGUUUCUGAAAUAUUCUCAACAUUCGUGAAGGGAUACGAAUUUCAAAGUGGAUGUACGUGGAAAUCUCUGACUGUGUAAGCAGGAGCUGUCUGCAUGGACCCGCAAGAAAGAAAAUAAAAGAAAUGAAUAAGGGUGCCUGCUCUCCGCUGCUGUGACAUUUGUUGAAAAUACACAUUUUGAAAGGAAAUUGAAACAUUUUUGAAUGCGUGCGGUUAAAAACCAGUGUAUCCCUUUGACAGGAAAACGAUCAAACAAGUGUGUCUUUGUAGCAGCUUCUGAAGUUUUUUCUUUCCCAGAUCAAGAACACAAACACGAAGUCGAAGGUGUUUUAAAACAGAAACAGUAGAGGUAUGCAUAGCUAUGUGGAUGUGCAUACCGAGAAAUAUCAAUGAACUAACCCGCACUCUGUAGCUGCUAAAUGUUACUGGAUGCAUUUAUUUAUGUAUGUGUUUUAAAAGGUAAAGAAGAGACUGGAGAGAGGAAUCUUGUGAGCACACCACCAUACUGAGCUACUGAUCAUGCGUAAAGGAACGUACUUUAUUGUAGCUUUAAGCAAACUUGGAAUUACAGGUCUAAAAUGCAUAGGCACUAAAAUGUCAAAGCGACUUUUGGUCUUUAAUAGUGGAGCAGAGUUAUCACGCUAAAAGAAGAUACGUCCCCCACGGAAUAUUAAAACAAAACCAAUGGACAAACUUUCAAUCUCCGAUUUUAUAAAGAAAAAGGAAACCGGCAGCUAAACUGUAAAAAAGGAUUUCUAAUUUGUAUGCGUUGAACAGUUUUUUUUGUUGUUGCGCGUACUUAAGCAGAGAUCCACGCUGGUGUACCACACAGUACGUGUCUGCUACGACUUGUCGGUCCUUGUUUUGGUGGAAGAGUCGCUUCUUCCCUGUCUUUUUUUCCGUCAGGAUGGAGGAAUGGAGACAGUGUGGUCGAUGGCUGAUCGAUUGCAAAGUGCUGCCACCGAACCACCGGGUAGUGUGGCCCUCUGCCGCUGUUUUUGACCUGGCUCAGGCUCUGAGGGACGGGGUCCUCCUGUGCCAGAUGCUCCAUAAUCUCUCACCUGGAUCUGUCGAUCUGAAGGAAAUCAAUUUCAGGCCACAGAUGUCACAGUUCCUAUGCCUGAAGAAUAUCCGAACCUUUCUUAAGGUCUGCCAUGAUAAAUUUGGACUACGCAACAGUGAGCUAUUUGACCCCUUUGACCUUUUUGACGUCCGGGAUUUCGGCAAGGUUAUUUCGGCCAUUUCAAGAGUCUCCCAUCACAGCAUUGCACAAAUUAAAGGGAUCAGGCCGUUCCCUUCCGAAGAUACAGCAGAGAAUGAAGAUGACGUGUACAGGAGCUUGGAGGAGCUGGCAGAUGAGCAUGACGUUGGCGAGGAUGAUAUUUAUGACUGUGUCCCGUGCGAGGACGACGGAGAUGAUAUCUACGAGGACAUCAUCAAGAUGGAAGUGCGGCAGCCCAUGAAAAUGGGGAUGACCGAAGAUGACAAAAGAAACUGCUGCUUACUCGAAAUACAAGAAACGGAGGCCAAAUACUACAAAACUCUGGAAGACAUCGAAAAGAAUUAUAUGAUUCCACUCAAGCAAGUUUUAAACCCUCAAGAAAUGGAAGCCAUUUUUGAUAACCUGGAGGACUUGAUCAAGGUUCACUUUGCAUUGCUGAGAGCAAUCGAUAUGGCUAUGAUGGCAGGAGGAGCAGAUGGACUAGCUAAAAUAUUCCUGGACUUCAAGGAACGGCUCUUGGUUUACGGGCAGUACUGCAGUCACAUGGAAAACGCCCAGAAGACUCUGGAUCAUCUGAUAGCAACACGUGAAGAUGUCAAGAUGAAAGUGGAGGAGUGUACAAUGAAGGUACAGGAAGGCAAAUUUAAACUUCAGGAUCUGCUGCUGGUUCCCAUGCAGAGAGUUCUAAAGUAUCACCUCCUGCUGAAAGAGCUUGUGAGCCAUUCGACUGACCGACCUGAUAGACAGCAACUGAAAGAGGCUUUGGAGGCCAUGCAGGACCUAGCCAUGUACAUUAAUGAAGUGAAAAGGGACAACGAGACCUUAAAGAAAAUGAGUGAAUUCCAGAGCUCGAUAGAAAACUUACAAGUGAAACUGGAAGAGUAUGGGAGGCCGAAGAUAGAUGGGGAGCUGAAGGUGUGUUCUAUAGUGAAUCGGACAAAACAGGACAGGUAUAUAUUCCUCUUUGAUAAAGUGGUGAUAGUCUGCAAGCGGAGAGGGUACAGCUACGAGCUGAAGGAGAUCAUCGAACUGCAGUGCUAUAAAAUGACAGACGACCCCAUGCACAACAGGGAUAUUAAAAAGUGGUCGUACGGGUUCUUUCUGAUCCAUCUCCAAGGGAAACAAGGCUUCCAGUUCUUCUGUAAAGCUGAGGACACGAAGAGGAAGUGGAUGGAGCAGUUUGAAAUGGCAAUGUCAAACAUUAAGCCAGAGAGAGCCAGUGCCAACCACCACAACUUCCAGAUGCACACGUUUGAGAAGACGACCAACUGCAGGGCUUGCAAGAUGCUGUUAAGAGGGAUUUUCUAUCAGGGUUAUUAUUGUUCAAAAUGUGGAACUGGAGCUCACAAAGAAUGCUUGGAGGUGAUAACGAUAUGCAAAAUAAAUUCCCCUGAUUCGGAGCCUGGACCCCAGGCAUCAGGUCCUAAGAUGGUAGCAGUUCGUAAUUACCAUGGAGCCCCGGCUCCACCAGGAAAGCCAGUGCUGUCGUUCCAGAUGGGGGAUGUGAUCGAGCUGCUGAAGGGAGACCCUGAUUCCUCGUGGUGGGAGGGAAAGUUUGUGCCAACCCAGAAGACCGGCUAUUUCCCCAGUUCUUGUGUAAAGCCCUGUCUAGACCCAAAGCCCGUAUCACCUUUUCCUAAUAGGCAGCCGUCCCGAGAACACGAUUACUAUGCCUAUCCAUGGUUUGCAGGCAACAUGGAGAGACAACAGGCAGACAACCUCCUCAAGUCCCACACAAGUGGAACAUACCUAAUCAGAGAGAGGACAGCAGAGGCAGAGCGCUUCGCCAUCAGUAUCAAGUUUAAUGAUGAAGUUAAACAUAUAAAAGUUGUAGAAAAGGACAAUUGGAUCCACAUUACAGAAGCUAAAAAGUUUGAAAGCCUGUUGGAAUUAGUUGAGUACUACCAAAUUCAUUCACUGAAGGAGAGCUUCAAGCUGUUAGAUACAACGUUACGGUACCCAUAUAAAUCCAGAGAGCGGUCUACCUCCCGAGCCAAUACACGCUCUCCAGCUUCCUCCGCUUCCUACAACUUUUCUUUUCUCAGUCCUCAGGGCCUCAACUUCUCUUCUCAGACCUCUACUCCCUUCUGGUCAGUGUUUACACCCAAAGUCAUAGGCACAGCCGUAGCCAGGUACAAUUUUGCAGCUCGUGACAUGAGAGAGCUCUCGCUAAGGGAAGGAGACGUUGUGAAAAUCUACAGCAAGAUCGGUGGGGACCAGGGCUGGUGGAAGGGAGAAGCCAAUGGCAGAAUCGGCUGGUUUCCUUCAACGUACGUAGAUGAAGAAGGAGUGCAAUGAUGGGACAAUUAACUUGGACAUCAUUAUCAUUUUUUUUUCUUUUUUCAACAAAAGCCAUUCCUUUGUACAGCUCUCAGAGAGCCAGGAUGCUUGAAACUCUCACGAGUUUAAAAGGAAGCAGCUUCUGUGGAACUCUUUGCUGGAACCCUGCCUAAGCUGUCUGUGGACAGUGAAGAUUUCUACUUAUGUUCUGGUUGUAAAUAUAUAUAUAUAUAUAUAUAUAUAUAUAUAUAUAUAUAUAUAUAUAUAUAUAUAUGAAUCUACUUUAUUUUUUAAAUGCUUUCCUAAAAGGAAAAACUGGAUUUGAAGAUGCAGUACCCCUUUGCUGAGUAAAGCUGGAUCCACAAACCACAAAAUCUCUAUGGGAGGAAGCCACUUCACGUCUUUGUGCUUCAGUCUCUGGGUAUCUCCACAUGAAAUUAAAUCUAUUGGAAGGAAAAAUAUAUAUAAUAAUUUAUUUAGCAUUUGAGUUAUAUUAGAAAAAAAAUAUUAAAUUAAGCUUGCUUAACCGAUAAACAAAUUAUAUUUCACUAGAACAAAAAGACUGUACCUGUACUACUUAGCUAGCCAAGAAAAUAUGCCUUAGUAGUCACUGUAUAACCAUCUUCUAUCCAGAUUUAUGUGGAAGGAAAGUACUGAUCAGUGAUGUUUAAAAAUAAACAAAUACAUUUUAAAGUGCUGCAAACUGAUCUUAAUCUUCAAGAUGGCUACAAUGUCAGUUGUCUGGCCCCUGUCACAUAAUUUGCACAAUUUGGCAUGGGACAGUAUGACUGGCAGUCCUUGCUGUGUAGAAGCCCUGGCUUUCAAGUGCAUGUUGUCUGAGAUGCAGGGCAACAUCUACAAGUUAACCCAAAGGGUACUGCAUCCUUUAUCCUCAGUCUGUUGUGAGUGGAAGGUCUAGAUGUCUUGCAAGCCUAUUAUGAAUAGAUUUCCACAAAGUCAAUGCACACCUCCCAUAUCCCUGUCUCAUUUCCAGGAAGUUCCCUGAUUUUAACUUCAAACAUUAUCUCAGUAAAACACCACUGUCAGCUAUAUUCUUCCCUGACCAGAGGGUUUUCUUGAGUAGAUAAAACCUAGCAGAUUAGCCAACAAUAUAAAACGACUUACAAAGCAGCACAUCUGGGCUGUAUCUAUAUUUACACACAACAGAGCAUUGUCCAAGUUAUUAUACUGUAUCAAAAUAUACCUCCUCCAUAGUAAAGAAACAAAGUUUUACCACCCAUUUUAGAAACAAUCUCAGAAAUGUUGUGUGUUACAUGGCAUCUGUCUGGGUCAUCUCUCCCUCAAGUGGAGCAGGCUUCCCUACACUGUAUGUAGUGUGGGAGGUGUGGAUCAAUGUGUUGGAUCUCAGUCUAAAACUCCAGCUUUCACCCCCUUUAGAAAUCAUUUCAAACAAAUAAAAGCAAGAUAUUACCAUGCUGUUAUUGCUGGCUAGCGGGACUUAAGGAAUUCAUGUUACAAAUUUGUGAAAAACUCUGUUGCUACUUAACCCUCACGUUGAAACAGUGUUGCCUUAGAAAUGGUUGCUAUAGGUGAAGAUCUAAUUCUAUUAACAAUAAUACAAUUAUUUUCAGUGGGAAAUCCAUUUCAAAACAACAUGUUGCUGUGUGCUGCAUCCCAACAUCAAUAAAUUCAAAGAACUUUUUUUUUUCCCCAUUUCUGCACUUCAGACUUUUGCAUACAUACAUACAUACAUACCUUCCACUCACUCAGCCUACCCAAGUGUGCGUUAUCUGUUCAGUGGUGCAAGAAUGUCUUUGUUUUAUUGUUUUUGGUUGUGUAAUUUUUUGACCAAAUGCCAGAAUGAUGUAUAUGAAUAUUUAGGGGAGAAAUAUGUUGUAUGGUGCCAGAAAUCUUGUAUAUAUUUCAGUUAAUUGUGGAAUACCUUGCAUUUGUUUUAAAUGGGGGAAAUACUAUGUAAAUUCCUAUUUUUUUUUUGCACUGAACCAACAUGAAUAACCCCCCCUGACAGUUUCUAAGUAAAAGGUGUAGUGCAUCAGCAUUUUAGACUUGUUUCAGGUUAAAAUUUAUUAAAUGCCACCUUUAUUCCAAAAUGUUUUUACAGCAAAAAUGUAAACCCUUUCCCAAAUACGUUUGUGCAGCUAAAGAAUGAACGCCGGUUGUGGAUACCUAAUAAUGUUAUUUCUUAUAUUUUAUGUCAACCUGUUCCUGCUGUGGAAUGCAACUCCAAAAGCACAGCUUUAAUCUGAAUCUCAAAAACAAAUAUAUAGAAAAUAUGAAUAAAUUAAU
Messenger RNA from Acipenser ruthenus (sterlet), 6354 nucleotides. Its product is annotated as guanine nucleotide exchange factor VAV2-like. Lineage: Eukaryota; Metazoa; Chordata; Actinopteri; Acipenseriformes; Acipenseridae. The coding region runs from base 1492 to 4104 and encodes 870 amino acids. Gene Ontology annotation, cellular component: cytoplasm. Gene Ontology annotation, biological process: regulation of GTPase activity; intracellular signal transduction; cell migration. The transcript is spliced from 28 exons. Gene Ontology annotation, molecular function: protein binding; guanyl-nucleotide exchange factor activity. The record is from RefSeq and is a predicted model, not a curated record.